Molecule: messenger RNA, 2278 nt
Organism: Nyctereutes procyonoides (raccoon dog)
Lineage: Eukaryota; Metazoa; Chordata; Mammalia; Carnivora; Canidae
Gene: TRAF3IP2
Product: TRAF3 interacting protein 2
Exons: 9
Coding region: 311-1966 (551 amino acids)
Biological process (GO): humoral immune response; positive regulation of canonical NF-kappaB signal transduction
Source: RefSeq, a predicted model, not a curated record
ACAAAUGCACCCUAAUUGGCCAGUCCGGGGCCUUUUCUAGGGAAUGAAGGAGGUUUCUGUUUCAAGAAAUAAGUGACUUCUCGGCUGUUGAUUCACUCACUGCCCGCAGGGAGAUUUUUCAGCCGAGGCUUCCGAGCUCUCUAGAAAUUUGCAUACAACUUCCCCUUCCUGCCGCGGAGCCUGCUCGGCCGCGUACCUGGCCGGGAGGGAGCGGGAGGCGGGAGCCGCCCAGGUGGAGCCCGGGAAGGAGGGAGCGGACCACCCCGGCCCUCUGUCGUCCGUCUGUCCCCGGGGGCGCCAAGAAACUAGAAUGAACCGAAGCGUCCCCGUGGAGGUCGAUGAAUCCGAACCAUACCCCAGCCAGUCACUGAAGCCGAUCCCCGGCGAUUCCCUGGAGGAGGAGUCGGAGCCACCUGCUCCAGACCGAGGGGACAUGGCCCCCCACGGCUCGUCUGCGCCCCCGGGCCCUCACUGCUCCGCAGGAGACUUUUCUCAGGACCACCCACCCCUGAAACUUUCAAAUCACCUCCGGCCUGUGUCCCAGCAGGUCACCUGCCUGCGCACUAAAAUCCUGGAGGAGACGGAAGACAGCUUCUGGAGGAGACACCCGGCCCCGGGCAAAGACCGGCCCUUUGGGGUCGGAGCCUCCCCUCCCGGGCAGCAAUUUUCAUUUAUGGAAAAAUGGAAUCAGUGGCCAGGAUCUCAGCUUUCAGCGGCCUCCCCUGACACUGGCCAUGACUCCGACCACUCAGACCACAGUUGCCCCAGCGCCUCGGCCGGCGCCUGGCACAGCAGCCACGACACGGUGCAGCGGCCCCGGCCCCGCAGGAGCCCAGCGGCCCCAGACCCGCCCACAGUAGACACAGGCUAUGACUCCCAGCCCCAGGACGUGCUGGGCAUCCGGCAGCUGGAGAGGCCCCUGCCCCUCACCUCCGUGUGUUACCCCCAGGACCUCCCCGGGCCGCUCAGGUCCCGGGAGUUCCCUCAGUUCGAACCUCAGAGGUACCCGGCGUGUGCGCAGCUGCUGCCUCCCAACCCUCCCCCGCAUGCUCCGUGGAACUGUCACCACCACUGUCCCAGAGGUCCCUAUCACCAGGUGCCAUGUGGCCCCGACCACCCUGGAGCGGCCUACCAGCAAGUGGUCCAGCCGGCUGUGCGUGGGCAGCCCCUCCCCGGAGCCAGCGUCAGGGGCCCGCACCCUGUGCAGAAGGUCCUCCUCAACUGCCCCAGCCCCUGGGACCAGGACCAGAGGCCCACGCAGAGAGACCACUCCUCCCCGGGCCUCCCGAGGGACCAACUGUAUAACCAGCCACCAAAUCGAGCCGGAGUUCCUGAGGAGUCCUUGGAGUGUCCUGCAGAGUUGAGACCACAAGGUCCCCAGGCUCCACCCCCAGCUGCUGUCCCUAGACCCCCUAGUAACCUUCCAGCCAGAGGAACUCUGAAAACCAGCAACUUGCCAGAAGAAUUACGGAAAGUCUUUAUCACUUAUUCUAUGGACACAGCCAUGGAGGUGGUGAAGUUUGUGAACUUUUUGCUGGUCAAUGGCUUCCAAACUGCAAUUGACAUAUUUGAGGAUAGAAUCCGAGGCAUUGAUAUCAUUAAGUGGAUGGAACGCUACCUUAGAGAUAAGACAGUGAUGAUAAUUGUAGCAAUCAGCCCCAAAUACAAACAGGAUGUGGAAGGUGCCGAGUCGCAGCUGGACGAGGACGAGCACGGCCUACAUACUAAGUACAUCCAUCGGCUGAUGCAGAUUGAGUUCAUAAAACAAGGAAGCAUGAAUUUCAGAUUCAUCCCUGUGCUCUUCCCGAAUGCGAAGAAGGAGCACGUGCCCACCUGGCUGCAGAACACUCACGUCUACAGCUGGCCCAAGAACAAGAAGAACAUCCUGCUGCGGCUGCUCCGAGAGGAGGAGUACAUAGCCCCUCCCCGGGGGCCCCUGCCCACCCUCCAGGUGGUGCCCCUGUGACGCCCUCGGCCCUCACCCCAGGCCCGGGGCCAUGCCGCUCCCACAGGCCUCCUCCCACCCCAGGGGACUGUCCUCCUCUGCGAUUUCUGACCCCCCUACCCGCCCCCGCCCAGUCCAUUGCUCCUGACCGUCUGCGGCGUCCGCUCUGGGCCUCGCCCUGCUUGGCCCGUAGGCGACAUGACUGACGCCGCAGUAGAUGGAAGGAGCACAAACACCCCCUGUUGCUUAGAGCUACUUCUGUGACUCAGCCAGAUGCCCGGGCGCCCUCAGACCAAGCCUGAUUCCUGUGCCAAUAAUAAAAUACUGAGUCUU